Molecule: messenger RNA, 580 nt
Organism: Baudoinia panamericana UAMH 10762
Lineage: Eukaryota; Fungi; Ascomycota; Dothideomycetes; Mycosphaerellales; Teratosphaeriaceae
Exons: 1
Coding region: 90-431 (113 amino acids)
Source: RefSeq, a predicted model, not a curated record
CAGUUAGGACAUGUGUCAUGAAUCCGUCGUGUAUCUUGACCUCAUCUGAACUCGGGCGUUUACUGGCCACAUUGUCUUUCGCUCAGUGAAUGGUAUUCCGCCCACAUGACCGCAGUUUUGAAGCUUACCACCGUUCCCACCAUCACAUGGUCGAUGCCAUGGUCCAUCGCUGUCUGUGUAUUACCUUCAGCAAUGUCUUGGAUUGGUGGAGCUUAGCAACUCCUAUUCACAAGACAUCCCUGAGAUCUUGCGCGGCGCGUCCGAGCUAUAACGUGCCAAGCUGGGCCACGUUUCUAACCAUGACACGAUUAACGGCACAUUGCUGUAGCUGUCUGCACAGCACAAGUCUUGCACAGUACUUUAGGGCUGGAGCUUGGCACUCCCGCAUCCCAGGAGUAUCUUGGAAGGUGAGCUACCCGUUUCAGCUGUAACGAGCGAAGCUUGGGGGAUUGCAGUUGAGAGAGGUGGAGUACACGGUUCGCUAUUGGGGUAUCAGAUCGCUCCAUGAAUACAAUAUACAUUAAUCCCUUCUCCGUCCUUGCGUCCUCGCAUGUUGACCACCCAUCCUCAAGGGCCGGUG